Messenger RNA from Rotaria sordida, 1041 nucleotides. NCBI's taxonomy places the organism in Eukaryota, Metazoa, Rotifera, Eurotatoria, Philodinida, Philodinidae. The record is from the annotation of a GenBank genome assembly.
UCUUUAGCUCGAGCAUUAACAUCAUCAUCAACAAAAGAUGAUAUAUUUAUGUUUUUUGGUGCUGAUGUAACCCAUACAACAUGUUCGAGAGAUAAACCAUCAAUAGCAGCUGUUAUUGGUUCAGUUGAUUCUACGAGUACACAAUAUGCAUCACGUGUUGGUGAACAAUAUCCAGCACGUGGAAAAAUUUCAUUAGAAAUAAUCAAAGAUUUAUAUCAAAUGUCAACAGAUUUAUUAAAAUUAUUUGCACAAAGAAAUGGAUGUUUUCCGAAUAAAAUUGUAUUUUAUCGUGAUGGAGUUGAUGAUGGACAUUUUCAAAAAGUACUUGAUCAUGAAAUCCGAGCCUUACAAAAUGCUUGUAAAGCACUUUAUAUGAAUAAUCCAUUACCAAAAAUAACAUUUAUUAUUGUUAAAAAACGUCAUAAUACAAGAUUUUUUGUUCGAGAUCCUAAUACAGGAAAUUUUAAUAAUGUUCAACCAGGUACUAUUGUUGAUACUGAUAUUGUUCAUCCACAAGGUUUUGAUUUUUAUUUAAAUAGUCAUGCAGCUCUUCAAGGAACAUCACGACCAAUUUUAUAUCAUGUUUUAUAUGAUGAUAUUGGUUUUUCAUCUGAUGAAAUACAAUCUUUAACAUAUUAUCUUUGUCAUUCUGAUGUUCGUUGUACAAAAGCUGUAUCAAUACCAGCACCUGUUCAUUAUGCACAUUUAGCUGCAUAUCAAUCACGUGAUGCUGACAGUUAUGACAAUGAUCGAAGGAGCACAAUGGGAGGAGAUUUUGAUGAUGAUGAUGAUCUAAUACAAAAUAUGGGUUCAAUAACAUUACAAGAAGUAGAAACAAGACUUAUUCAACUUGAUCCGUCUAUUCAAGAUACAAUGUGGUAUGUGUGAAGAUAACAGUGAUAUUUAAUAUUGUACGGAAAUCAAUAAAAAAAAUGAAUUAAUUUUGUGAUAAAUAAAUAAAGUUUAUUAUUAUAUUUUAUUAAAUAUUGUAAUGGUCUUCAUCGGUUUUUAAAUAAAGAAAAUAUUUCUAUUUUGUUUUUU